CGGUCUCCUCCCCACCCGCGUGGACCUGCAUUUGAGGCAGUCUAGGUAGGCAGCACCCUAGCUUUUGAGACGCAGCCCUCGCUCGUAUUCGUUCGUUUGAGGGGGGGUUUGCUCCUCAGGAAUACGACAAAGGCUGACAGUCUGCGUUAAAACGAGGGAUGGUCUAACCUAAAGAGCGCAAGGGGCAGACAGACACCGGCUGCAGCCCAUCCGCCCCAUCCAGCACAGCAGAGCACAUGAUUCUCUCCUCCUGCUCUCAAAACCAGCUCUAGCAUCCUCUGGAAGAGAUGACAAGCCAUUAGAUGUGUGCUUUCAUAUCGACUCUGCUCAUCGGAUACACGCGCACAAAGGUACUACAGCCAGGGUGUUGACAUGGAGCUGGAGCAUUUCGACGAACGGGACAAAGCACAAAGAUACGGCCGUGGGGGUUCACGUGCGAACGGCCUGCCGAGCCCCACGCACAGCGCCCACUGCAGCCUGUACCGAACCCGGACCCUGCAGGCUCUGAGCUCCGAGAAGAAAGCCAAGCGGGUCCGCUUCUACCGCAACGGAGACCGGUACUUCAAGGGGAUUGUGUACGCUAUUUCCAACGACAGGUUCAGGUCUUUCGAAGCCCUGCUCGCAGACCUCACCCGCUCCCUGUCAGAUAAUGUGAAUCUGCCUCAGGGCGUCCGGACCAUUUAUGCCGUCGACGGGUCGAGGAUUACCAGCAUGGAUCAGCUGGUGGAAGGGGAAAGUUAUAUAUGCGGAUCGGUUGAGCCUUACAAGAACCUGGAAUACACCAAGAACGUCAACCCUAACUGGUCAGUCAACGUCAGGACCGCAGCAUCAGCGCGAGCGCCCACCUCUCUGGCCAGUGCCAAGGCUGGAUCUAUGGAAAUCAAGGAUAGCAAGGAUUUCAUCCGACCCAAACUGGUGACCAUAAUCCGCAGCGGGGUAAAGCCUCGGAAAGCUGUGCGUAUCCUCCUCAACAAGAAGACGGCCCACUCGUUCGAGCAGGUUCUCACGGAUAUCACAGAUGCCAUCAAACUGGACUCUGGAGUGGUCAAGAGGCUUUAUACGGUGGAUGGUAAAAUGGUGGCAUGCCUUCAGGACUUCUUUGGUGAAGAUGAUAUAUUUAUUGCCUGUGGCCCAGAGAAGUUCCGCUACCAGGAUGACUUCCUGUUGGAUGAGAGUGAAUGCAGAGUGGUGAAGUCGCAGUCCUACGGGCGGAUUUCUUCCAUGCAGGGCCGCUGCUCUCCCAGCGGCGGACCGUCAAGAAGGAGCAAGUCCCCUGGUUCCAGCAGCUCAGCCAACGGAACAGCAGGUAGUCAGCUGUCGACCCCACGGUCAGGCAAAUCUCCCAGCCCUUCUCCCACCAGUCCAGCCAGCCUGAGGAGACGAAGGGGUUCUCAGCACAGUGGCUCCUCCCUCUCUCUGGCCUCCACCAAGGUGUGCAGCUCCAUGGACGAGGGCGAUGGGCCGGGAAGUGAAGCUGAGCUGAUGGAGGAUUGCCCUCAGGUUCCUGCCUCCAUAGCCGAGAGGUACAAGGUGGGACGAAUGAUUGGCGACGGGAACUUUGCUGUGGUCAGAGAGUGUGUGGAGAGAUCCACAGGCCGAGAGUACGCUCUGAAGAUCAUUAACAAGAGCAAAUGCAGAGGGAAGGAACACAUGAUCCAGAAUGAGGUGUCCAUCCUCCGGAGAGUGAAGCAUCCUAAUAUUGUUCUGCUGAUUGAAGAGAUGGACACAUACAGUGAACUCUACCUGGUUAUGGAGCUGGUCAAGGGUGGAGACCUCUUUGAUGCCAUCACCUCCUCCAACAAAUACACAGAGCGGGACGCCAGCGGGAUGCUCUAUAACCUGGCCAGCGCUAUCAAAUAUCUACACAGCCUUAACAUUGUUCACCGUGACAUCAAACCUGAGAAUCUUUUGGUCUACGAGCACCAGGAUGGAAGCAAAUCCCUCAAACUGGGGGAUUUCGGCUUGGCAACAGUUGUGGACGGACCACUUUACACUAUAUGUGGGACCCCGACCUACGUAGCUCCAGAGAUCGUUGCAGAGACGGGGUAUGGAUUGAAAGUUGACAUCUGGGCGGCCGGGGUCAUAACAUACAUACUGCUUUGCGGCUUCCCUCCUUUCCGUGGGAGCACAGAUGACCAGGAAGCUCUUUUUGACCAGAUUCUGAUGGGACAGCUGGAUUUCCCGCUUCCGUACUGGGACAACGUGUCUGACUCUGCAAAGGCGCUUAUAACCUGCAUGCUGCAGGUGGAGGUCGAGCAGAGAUACACAGCCCUACAGGUGUUGGACCAUCCCUGGGUCAAUGAUGACAGGAUGUGUGAGAAUCAACACCAGCUGUCUGUGGCCGGCAAGAUCAAGAAACAUUUCAACACGGGCCCCAAACCCAACAACACCACAGCGGGAGUCACUGUCAUAGCACCGGACGAGGGGUUUACCAUCAAGCGUUCAGGGUCUUUGGACUGCUACCCACACCCAGGGAUGUAUUGGAUAAGACCACCCCUCUUGAUAAGGAGAGGCAGGUUUUCAGACGAAGACGCCACCAGGAUGUGAAAGCGCCCGCCCCCCGCAGCACCCAGAGCACCUUCCCCUCCAGCGCCGCCACCGACUUCACCUCAGAGUCAGAGGACAUUUCCCCCAGCUCGGCCGAGACGGUCCGCUCUCCCACGUCCCCGUUUUAAACCCAACGGGAACCACCGGAAAAUGAUCUAGAUGUAAAGGUAAACUGACUUGUGAACAGCGAAUGAUAAAAGAGUUUUCGACAACAAACCGUCGAGCAGGUGCGACUAACUAGGACCGGGUGGGCCGGUUUCGCGAGGGCUGUAAACAUAAUCUCACUCUCUUAGCAGUUCUUUCAUCCUAAAUGAGAAGCCCUGGUCAUUGUUUUAGAGGUUUUUCUUGGUCAUGACUUCAUUUGGUGCUACAGUAUAUGAGGUUUUUGUUCGUAGACCGUCCUGUCAGUAAAGCGCCUCUCUCUCGCGCGCGCCCUCUAGUGUUCGUUAUAAAGUAACGCAGCCAAACCUCCCACUCUAUUUCAAGUAAUCAAACACACGCUGUUUGUUUAAUACCCGCGAUGUCUUAGCAUUUUUUUCGGCGACACAACCUUUUACGCGUGUUUUUACCUUUUGUACGAACUUUAUAUAUUUUAAAUAUUUUCGGUCUGUACAUUUAUUUCAAACUGAUGACUUAUAUUUACAUAUUUCAGCAUUUUUCUGUGAGAAACAUGUUUUUUUCCGUAGGUUGGUUAGACUGUAGAAUGUUCUUUCUGAAGCUCUUUUUGACGUAAGCGGCUGUAGAAAAGCUCGUUUUGAACUUCACGCAAUCCACGUGAUGGGUGCUGAUUUAACAUGUAUGCUGCUGCUGCUGCUGUAAGAUUUUCUCUGUAAGUCGAGUUCUGUCAGAACACGAAGAUAAGUAUUCCUCCUCACAACGUUCAUUUCGCAUUAACGAGAGAACCGAAUGUACGACUGACGUUUUAUUUGAACAAAGAAGCAGUAAAUAUCCAAUACUGAUUUUAAAGAGUAGCCUACAUUUGGAAUAAAAUUGCAUAUUUGUGUUUUUUAGUGGAAUGUAAUAUUUAGUCAGAUUUGUUUUCUCAUUCAAAAUGUAACGUCUAAGCAAAAAGUCAAUUUUAAUUGAAUGUAUGAUGUUUUUGUCACGCGAUGGCCAAAUAGGACACAAAAGAAUGAUGCCCAUUUCCACCAUAGAUAAAAAAAAGUAAUAAUAAUAAUAAAGGUAAUUGUGACUUUUCACAAUUCUGACAUUUCUUUCUUAAAAUUAAUAAUAAUGAAAACUGCAAGAUAUAAAAUGCAGAAUUGAGAGAAAAAAGUUUUUUUGUUUUUUUUUGGAAUUGGAAUUGUACAUUUUUUUUUCUCUCAGAAUUGCAUGUUUAUUUCACAAAUCUCUGUAUAUCUUGCAGUUCUGAUGAAAACAAAAAAUGUAAUUGAAAAAUGAAAAAAGGGGGGAAAUGGGCUUAAUGAUUUUUGGGCUCAAAAAACAAAAAAAAAACCAUUCUAGAUAAAUGUUCGCUUUUUACCGAAAGAUUGUAAGAGAUUGCCGUUCGUUAUGCUUUUUUAAAAGCGGUUUAUUCAUAAUUGCUCGAAUCCAGAGAAAUUGCAACGAAGGGACCCACUUUAUAUUAAGCGUCUGUAAAACCAGCCUGUGCAUCAUAACAAGCCAAGCAUGAUUUGCUUAUAUUCGCCUGCAGCUACAUCUGUAUUUUAUUAUUUGCUUUAUUAUUACAGCGUUGUCCCUAAUCCGUUUCCCAUCUCAUUGUACAUUGUACCAAACAAUUAUUUUUGUGCCAGAAGCACCUAACAUCACAGAUGGAUAAAGUUAAAGACGCCUAAUGUGAAGCGGGACCCAACAUAGCAUUAUAAACACAAAAAGUUCAAUUCGUGUUACUUGGCCGUCUCGAUUUUCUUAACUAUUUAUACAGUAAUCGAUUUGUUCCUUUACGUGGUGUUUUGUGGAGUUUGCGCACUUACUGUAAAGGAGUGCGUUUGUCUUGCAUGUGAGUGCUAAUCAUUUUAAUAUUCAUUUACUGUCCCAUCAAGACCCCCGUCUACAAGCGACUAGUUUCAGUGAAGACCGGUCUCGGUCGCGUUUUUCGUGCUUCUCAAUAUUUAACAUCGUUCUACAGCUUUUUGAAGCCUCCAGCAUGCAGAGGCUUCAGGGGACACUACGAAGGGGUGAAAAGCACAAAGGCGAAAAAGAAUAGUUCUUUAAAGCGUAGCAUGUUUUUGCUUUUUAAUUAAAAAUGUAUCUGCCGUGUUUGCUCGUCAAAAUUAGACUAGAACCCAAUCCGCGAUCUGCCCGUUUUAAAAUGGGACGCAGAUCGAGUCGUUAUAUAGGAAAAGUCAUAUAGGAAAUAUUCUAGCUCAUAUGCAAAAGUCGGUGCACAAGCGUUGAUUCCCACGUUGUACAUUUGUAUAGAUGUAUAUCCACUUGUCUAUUGUCUUUCCAUCAAAUGUCGUUCAGGCUUGACUUUCUUCCUGGAGGAAGAGCCUUUGCUUCCGAGUAGCAUUGAACAGUGGUGCAUUCAGCAACAAGCCAAACCUGUGAAUAAAUGACUCCUCAAGCAGAAA
Puntigrus tetrazona (Sumatra barb) is the source of this 5081-nucleotide messenger RNA. It is a transcript of the gene dclk1b, whose product is annotated as doublecortin-like kinase 1b. The transcript has 17 exons. Gene Ontology annotation, molecular function: ATP binding; protein kinase activity. The record is from RefSeq and is a predicted model, not a curated record. Lineage: Eukaryota; Metazoa; Chordata; Actinopteri; Cypriniformes; Cyprinidae. Gene Ontology annotation, biological process: protein phosphorylation; intracellular signal transduction. The coding region runs from base 373 to 2547 and encodes 724 amino acids.